Messenger RNA from Linum trigynum, 1156 nucleotides. The record is from the annotation of a GenBank genome assembly. NCBI's taxonomy places the organism in Eukaryota, Viridiplantae, Streptophyta, Magnoliopsida, Malpighiales, Linaceae.
UCUCUCUCUUCCUUUCUCCAGCAGCCACUCCGCAUCGACCGACAAACAUUUUCUCCGGCGAAUUCUCUCCGGCAGACUCCCUCCGGCAACCUGAAAAAAUGUACCAAUGCGUUAAAAAGUGUACCAAUCUAUUAGUCUACUGGUAAUUAAUAUACCAGUGCUAGUGGUAAGCUACCAGUACGUUAAAAAAUGUACCAGUACUAGCGGUACCAGUAAAAAAUGUACCAGUACUAGUGGUACGCUACCAGUACAACGCUACCAGUAGAGAAUAACACAACGCUACUAGCACUGAUAGCGCUACCACUAGCAUUGGUAGCGGUACCAGUCGAGAAUAACAAAAAAAAAAAACAGAUGAUAGUGGUACCAGAUGAUAGGGGAGCCACUGGUAUUGGUACCAGUGAGUAGUGGUAGCGUACCAAUAGCGCUACCAGUGGUAUUGGUACCAAUAGUGCUACCAGUGGUAUUGGUACCAGUAGAGACUAUCAGAUCUGGAAAAAAACCCGCCGUUGCCAGGGUAAGCGGUGGAGAGCUCGACGGUGAUGAGAGCCUCCGGGAUGCUCCAGAUGAAAGGGAAGAUGAUGAAGCCGAGGAUGGCAUAGAGAGGUCCGGCGGCCUGUACGGCCGGUUGCCUACCGGCGACUUCGAAGUAGAUGAGGAAGAUGAGAGGGAUCAGAGUCAGCUGCUUCUCCAUGAUCGUCUUCGUGGUGGUGCUUAUGGGAAGCUGCUGCAGCUGCUGCUAUGAUGGGGAUGAGAUCUCAUCCAUGGCGGUUGACUGGGAGUGAGGUUGAUCUUCAGCUCGUGAAUUCAUCAUCGCCAUUGGGUGAUGGGUUCUGAAUUUGGCGGCGGUGGUGGGAGGGCUGUGGAGGCGGAGAGAGGGGGACGAGAGAUGGUGAUGUCUACGGGAGAGAGGGAGGAGAGAGAGAGAGGGAGGAUGGAGGAGUUAGGGUUUUAGUUCUUUUUAUAUGGUAUGGUGAAUGAUUGGGUGUGGUAAAUUUUUACCCUUCCAAAAAUAUCCUUCCUUUAAUCUUUACCGUUAAUUUAAAAAAAGAAGAAAGAGACAGGAGAGAGAGCGUAUCCAAAGGCUAUGAAGUAGGUUGUCACCGUAUCUCUUCCCCAGAUGUGUUGCAUGUGAGCUUAAUAUAGUAAUCAUUCUAGC